GAAGCACGUGACGGAUAGUACGUCACCAGCUGCAGCAACAACAUGGCGGUGGCGCCCAAGGUUGUAUAUGAACAAGAUGGAGUCUUCAUUCAUUCAUGCUCUGAAAGAAUUGGUGAACAAGAUACACUUCCGGGAAUAUUGAGGGUGAUUGAUAAGGGUUCAGGGGCUGUAGUGGAUUGGACACCAGUGGAUGACUCUCUGGACUCUUCAAAUAUUUUUUGUGCGGGAAAGGAUUCCAGUUCAGUUGUUGAAUGGACUCAAUGUCCGAAAGAAAAAUCUUCCAGGAUUACAAUGCACCAAAACAGUUGUGAAGCUGAAUGGGACAUGGUUAACACAGUUACUUUCAGAAGGAAACCCUUUAUGAAUGGUGAUGAUGAAUCAACAUAUAAUAUGAGUAAGAGAAGUAAAUGGGCAUUCUCCUUCAGCCUGUCUGACCUGAAAUCCAUCAAGAACAACACAGAAGGCAUGGGCUGGUCAUACAUGGUGUUUUGUCUUUGGGACGAUACCUUUCUGCCAGCUCUUCAUUUCCAUGAUGGAGGCAACACAAUUCUACUCCAGUGCCUGAAGAGAUAUGUGCUUCUUAGUGAAUCAUCACAAGAUGGCCGAGUACUUCUUGUUGCAUACAAUAGUAAAGCACUUUCUCAGUCUUUUGAGAACUUGUUUGAGGAAAACGCAGUUGGCUUAGUGCAAAAGUUCAAGAAGGAUCCAUAUACAACAACAUUAGGAGGCUUUUCAAAAGUUACAAACUACAUUCUCGAUGCUUUUCGUGGUUAUGACGUCACAUCCCAAGAAAGACCUGCAUCUGAAAUGGAUCUCAAUGAAUCUAUUUCGGGCCUGGAAAUUAAUCAUCAGGAGGAGCCAGGUUUUGAAGUCAUCACACGAAUUGAUCUUGGAACAAGGCCUGAAAUUCAAAGAGGAGAGCCAGUUUCUACUGAGAGAUGGUCACAGAACAUGGAUGCAGAAGGAAAAGCCUUAGAUCCAGACAACCUGAAAAAGAUGAUAUUCAAAGGGGGUCUUUGUCAUGCAGUAAGAAAAGUGACUUGGAAAUUUCUUCUAAAUUACUUCCCUUGGGAUAGCACAAAAGAAGAUAGAAGACUAUUAACCAAAAGAAAAACAGAUGAGUACUUCAGGAUGAAACUUCAGUGGAAGUCAGUCAGCGAAGAACAAGAGAAAAGAAAUACAAGAUUGAAAGAUUACAAGAGUCUUAUAGAGAAAGACGUCAACAGAACAGAUAGAACAAAUCCUUUUUAUGAAGGGCACGAAAAUCCUGGAUUGAUUCUAUUGCAUGACAUAUUAAUGACCUACUGCAUGUAUGAUUUUGAUCUUGGGUAUGUCCAAGGAAUGAGUGAUUUGCUUUCUCCCAUUUUGUAUGUUAUGGAAAAUGAAGUAGAUGCCUUUUGGUGCUUUGUUGCCUUCAUAGAACAAAUGCAUUGUAACUUUGAGGAGCAAAUGCAAGGCAUGAAAACAGAAUUAUCCCAACUGAGUACGCUACUUAAAUUGCUAGACCUUGGGUUCUGGAAUUAUCUUGAAUCUCAAGAAUCUGGAUAUCUCUACUUCUGCUUCAGGUGGCUUCUCAUCCGGUUCAAAAGGGAGUUCAGCUUUCAAGAUACUCUUAGACUUUGGGAGGUUAUGUGGACUGGAUUGCCUUGCCAGAAUUUUCAUCUCCUGAUAUGUUGUGCUAUACUAGACUCUGAAAAACAGAAGAUAAUGGAAAACCAUUACGGUUUUAAUGAAAUUCUAAAGCACAUCAAUGAACUUUCCUUGAAAUUGGAUGUAGAAGAAAUGCUUUGUAAAGCAGAGGCAAUUUACUGCCAAAUGAAGAAAUGUAAGGAUUUACCACAGGCUGUUGGUGAGAUUCUUGGCCUAAAGGAUAGCGCAAUUGUAACGCCUGAUUUGGAAAUCAGUGCAUCUGAGAAGGGGGUCUCCAAAAAUCCCUGGAGGGAAAAUCAUUCAGACACGGCAGUGGCUUCCUUUACACAGACAAACGAAGACUUAGCCGGACAUAGAGACACUCCUCAAAAUGGGCACAAGAUGACGAGUAUAGAAUGAAGCUGAAAGCUGCAUUUUGUAACCCCAGAAAAGAGAUGCCACAAUUUGUUUACUUUUUACAAAAGCCCUCCUAGAUGACUCAUCAGUAUUUGGAACGAUCAAUGGGUUUAGUUGUUGGUAAGGCAAGAGAGUGGGAUUAGGAUAGGAAAUGCAUCAUUUGCAAUUCCAAAUGUUUAAAAAAAUGAAUUGCAAAGAAACUAUACAUUUUUCUAAUUACUUAAAACCAUAAGGGCCUUCAUCUGGAAGUGCAUUUUUCAAAAUUCCUCAUGUCAAACAUUUACAUGGAUGUUGGAAAGUAAUGAAAUUUUGUUUUGUAUUCAUAUCAAACAAAUAUUUUGUUAAUUCAUGAAAGCUUGUCCAAUUAGUAUCUGAGUUUAUUUUAAAAAGUUUUUUUCUCCCAGAAAUGCCUCCUGAAAUCAAAGAAAUAAUGUUUUUUGUAGCUUUAAAAUUGAACAUAUACAAGAUUGAAUAAGAUUGUAUAAAUAGCUUGUCUACAGGUAUUAAGACCUAUCUAAAAUAGGGCAUCCUGUGUGAUAUCUCAUACUUGACCAUUUUUUGUGGGAGAUGCAAGACGUGGGGAACAAAAUAUGGUGGGUGGCGGAUUUUAGAUAACAUUAUGUUAUUGCUUAGUUCUUGGAAAAAGCCCUACCGGCUAUAAUUGUUCCAACAAAAGAACUAAUGUUUUGAGCUACCUUACAGAGUUUGGAUCAGCUAUACUGAUGGUUCUAACAAAGUUAUCACAACCAUUUUUAAAAUGACUUAUGAAUACUGCAAAUGAGACUUCAGCAAAUUAAUAUUAUAAUCUACAAUGUCCUAAAGGAAGAAAAUACAAGUUUUGCUGCUGUGAUGCAUUGUUGUAAGCAGUGUUAAAGAGUGUUCACCGUAUUAUUAUGUUAAAUAUGAGGCUGGGAGAUGAUUUGGUUUACCAUUGAGGUUGUUUUACAAGACCUGAAAUGAGUUGACAGCAGAAGUGUUCUUUUCAGGAUCCUGGUAAGGUUCCUUAUAUGCUAGAGAUUGUCAGAACUGCCAACAAAGGUAUUUAAUUUGUAAUUAAUACAAUGCUUAGUAAACUAAUAUCCCUUCUCAAAUUGCAAAUCAGAAAUUUAUAUAAUCUUUUAAUCAGCUGAAAAUAUUUGUUGAAAAGCUUAAUUUUUAAGCUGUCGCAUUUCCUGUCCAUACUUUAAUGUAUGGUUAAUAAUAAAGCAUGUUGAAUAAAUGUAUAACUUGAUUUACCUUAUGAUUUUUACUAUAAGAAGAAAUGUACAGUGGCACAAUUUCUAACAGUUGUAUAAAGCCUGACAUUUUGUAUUCUGAUUAUGUGUACAAAAGUAAAUGUAAUAUAUAACUCUGCUCUCUAAAAUAUGUACUUUGUGUUCACAAGGGAACUAUUUUUAGAACAUGUGGUUUGUGGAAAAGAAAAUCACGAUUUGCACUGCUUUCUUUUUAUUAUGGAAAACUCAAGAUCAUUUUACUUUACAAAGGCACAAAGUCCAUGUACAUUGAAGGAAGGCUUAGAAUUACACUGAAGUUUAUACACAUCCAAUAUAAUAGAAUUGCAACAAAGAAACUUUUAAAUAUAAAUACGCAUUUUUGAAUACCUUUAGCUAACGAUUUUAGUGUAGAGAGACCUUCAGUUUUCAGCUCAGCCUGAUUUUGUUCACUGAGUUCCUGGAGGAUGUUAAUAAAUCUUCACUGGGAUCAAGAAGGUCAGACUGAGCAAACUGUUAACCACAAUGCCAUUGACCGAAAAGACGUAACUUGGUGCUUCAGCUCUGAUAGCUCUAUCUUUUUUGAGCCAUUCAAGUUACCCGUUACUUCCUGGUGCCGUUUCCCUGUGGUGGAUUUCUAUAAAGGUUUUACAAUUUUUGCUAUUUUUUCCCUCAUUUUAUUUCAUGGCACUAUUCAUUGAAUACUUAUUUCAAGUUAAAACUGGAAUACUGGCAAACAUUUCUUUAAGUUUAAAAUAUUAAAAAACUACUUUUAAAAAUA
Carcharodon carcharias (great white shark) is the source of this 4038-nucleotide messenger RNA. RefSeq names its product TBC1 domain family, member 15 (gene tbc1d15). Gene Ontology annotation, biological process: activation of GTPase activity. The coding region runs from base 43 to 2049 and encodes 668 amino acids. The transcript is spliced from 17 exons. NCBI's taxonomy places the organism in Eukaryota, Metazoa, Chordata, Chondrichthyes, Lamniformes, Lamnidae. Gene Ontology annotation, molecular function: GTPase activator activity. The record is from RefSeq and is a predicted model, not a curated record.